AUGUCGGACAACAGCCUUACGCCUCGCGUGCUUUUCGCCGAGCCCGCGUCCCUUGAAGAAAUGAAUCAGAGCGAUGCGAUGGACGCUGGGUGCGUGAACACGGAUUUGCUCUGGUUGGACGAGCAGCAAGCAGAACAGUACAGUCAGAACUUGAGAGGUCAGCCCUUAGCACGGGAGGUGCAGACCCUGACAGCGGCCAAAGUGUACUGGUCCAUAAGAACUCGGCCGCAGGAGAUGGUUCCAAUGCUGCAGCAGCCGUCUUUCCUAACCAUGUGCAAUAAGCUGGCAACCACGGAACCCACAGCUGACAUUGUGGCACAACGUGACUGCUGGGAGCAUCCUAGCGGUAUGACCGUUUGGUUGGAGAUGGUCGACGACGCAGACCAGCUAAGACGUGGCCCAGGAGCUAUGGCGACGCAAGCGAAAUACAAGAUGAUCUUCAACCUGAAGCAUGGUUUACUUGUCGCUCAAUUCACAAUGCAGCCUCGGGACAUAAUUCGUGGUAACCAUCCUGGUUGGAACGAAGAAACCAUCGGACAUCGAGCGCCUUUGCCUGAUACUGUCUCGGAUCUUCUUGCUACGAUGUGGAACCACCUACACGGGCUUGGUAGCACAAAUCUCUUCCCGAACAUGGGUUUAGGUGCGCAAAGGCUCGUUACUAUGACCAAGCGACUUCGGUACAUCGUCUUACCAGUCUUCGAGGAUACGCACUACCUAGAUAGCUUUGUUCUCACGUGCCUGGUAAAGCUUGGCGCAGGCACCCGGAACUUUUCUGCUUGGCCAGGCGUCGACUUCAAGGCUGGCGAGUUGUAA
Recurvomyces mirabilis is the source of this 813-nucleotide messenger RNA. RefSeq lists its product as uncharacterized. The record is from RefSeq and is a predicted model, not a curated record. NCBI's taxonomy places the organism in Eukaryota, Fungi, Ascomycota, Dothideomycetes, Mycosphaerellales, Teratosphaeriaceae. The transcript is spliced from 3 exons. Bases 1 to 813 code for a protein of 270 amino acids.